This is a messenger RNA of Vicia villosa (hairy vetch), 880 nucleotides long. Its product is annotated as protein CYSTEINE-RICH TRANSMEMBRANE MODULE 13-like. The transcript is spliced from 2 exons. Lineage: Eukaryota; Viridiplantae; Streptophyta; Magnoliopsida; Fabales; Fabaceae. The record is from RefSeq and is a predicted model, not a curated record. Bases 159 to 575 code for a protein of 138 amino acids.
CGACUACGAGUAACAAAAAUAACGUCCCUCCAACUCAUAUACGUUUUCAUUUUCUCAUUAUACCAAUCUGCCAGACAGAAAGGGAAGAGGAGAAACAACUCGCAGUUCUUCCUUCCCUGAACCCCUUCUUCCCAUUCCCAAUUACACCCAAAAAAAAAAUGAGUAACAAUUACCAGAGAGCCCCUCAAGACCCUCCUUAUCCUCCACCAGGAUACGGAUCUCUUUACCCACCGCCGCAGGGUUACCCGGUAACACAACUACCGCCGGGUUACCCAUCAGCACCACCGCCACCUGGUUACGAAGGCUAUUCUCCACCUCCGCCACCUGGUUACGAAGGCUACCCUCCGCCGCCGCCGCCACCUGGUUAUGGAACAACGUACCCGCCGCAUCAUCCUCAAUACCAAACCUAUCAAGGCUAUUUCAAUAAUGGAUAUCCUCCUCCGAAUUAUAAUUUUCACCAUGUUCAGCAUCAUUGCCACGAAGAUAAUAAUAAUAACUCCUGUUUCUCUGGUUUCUUCCAAGGCUGCUUUGCCGCGCUCUGUUGCUGUUGUGUUCUAGAGGAGUGUUGUUUUUGAUGAUCACAAUGAAAGUUGUGUCUUCGGUUUGGUGCACUUGGCUGGUUGGUUAUAUAGCUCUCUGGAUAAAUGUUGCUCAAAUGUUAUGUCUUGCUUGAUUUGUGCGGGAUCUGGGUCUGUGUUAGUCGGUCAUUCUUGUAACUCAUGGUUUUCACCCAUGCCUUUUUUGGGUUGUUUAUAGUUUUUGUGAAUCUCUGUGUAUGCUUAUUAUGUAUUGGAAAUAGUAAACAGCAGUUGCUGUGUGGAAUUACAACCUAAAUUAUUAAUACACCUUGAUAUAUUCUGUAAACACCACUUUUUUUCUA